Molecule: messenger RNA, 2163 nt
Organism: Parathielavia appendiculata
Lineage: Eukaryota; Fungi; Ascomycota; Sordariomycetes; Sordariales; Chaetomiaceae
Exons: 4
Biological process (GO): transcription initiation at RNA polymerase III promoter
Cellular component (GO): transcription factor TFIIIC complex
Molecular function (GO): histone acetyltransferase activity
Source: RefSeq, a predicted model, not a curated record
UUUCUCCCCCUCCGAGAAAUAACCAUCAACUCACGGCCACUGAUCAGGCGGGCCAUCCAAUUCUCAUGCGAUGGAGAGAUUGCUGUCGCUGCUGACGACUCGGUCCAUGUCUUCGUUCCCGAGUUUCCCGACCUGUCCAAGCGCAGAGAAAGGAUUAAGGCUCGCAUGAGCGGUCUGCAAUAUGGUAUCCCUGCAAAUGGGAGCUCCGCAGCUGACGAUGGAUCCUCGGACGAGGAUCAUGACGAGGAAGGUGGCUCAAAGAAAUACACCCACCAGGCCAUCCGCGCACAAUAUUCCGAGGGCAGCAAGCACAUGCCCGUGUCUUUCCCACCCCUGGACCCGCGCGUCAAUCGGGAACUCUUCACGGCUCAGAACAUCCCCUUCCCAUACGAAGGCGCCGCCGGCGCAGAGGGUCAAGAUGCCGACAGCAACGACGAGUCGGCCGGGUCCGACGAUGCCUACGAGUCCGAAGAUGAGGAGGGUGAGAGCACCGGCCUGGGAGCUCACAGGCCGUUCGGAGCCGGCUACGGUCCCAUCACCGGUGUCGGCAGCAGUAUGAAUCACGUCGUGUGCGUCGGCUGGUCACCGUCCGGGUUGGGUGUCAACCGCCGGCCCAUCUUGGGGGUCUUGACCGGAUCCGGGACGCUCGCUAUGUUUGGCGACGGCAGCGAGGUUGGGAAUAUCCUGCCGCGCGCCAACGAGGGCAUGCUUCAGCGUCGCGAGCUUACCUCCUGGAUCGUGCUGUGGGGGUUGGGCGAGCGGCUGGUCGUGCCGGGGCAGCAGACCGACGUCAGCGAGUAUCUCCGUGGCUUUGCAUGGGCCCGCGAGAUCGCCCCCGGACAGGCACUGCUGGCAACAGUCAACGAUGUCGACGAGGUCGCCGUCGUUAGCGUGCAGUGCGUCUAUACGGCGGACGACACCAAGGCAAAGGGGAAUCGAUCGUUCGGGAGUGAGCCGCGGGAGGAUGUGGUUUGGCUGGUGCGAGAAGUGGCACGCUUCAAAGCCGAAGGACCUCACGAACCAUCCAACCCCCUGGACCCGGACUACGUCCCAUGUGGCACCUCGUUUGGACUCAAAUGGGGUCCUUGGCUGCAGACUGGCGACACCCGAACUUGCGUCCUCUCCUUUAUCGACCGCAGCUAUGUCGGAUUCCGGAAAGUUACGAUCAGAGAACCCUGGAUUAGGGGGAAGCUUCCAAAAAUCGAGAUUGGGCGCAAAGACGCCUACGGAAUGUGCGUGCAUCUUUCGACAGACUCGUUUGUAGAGUUUGAAGACGCGAUCUGGACCCAUGACAGUGUUAGAUCUUGUCGGGGACUGAUUGCCGCUGGCGGCUCCGAGGGUUCUGUGUCGCAAUCGGAUGAUGAUGAGGAUGAUAUGGACCUGGACGGCGAUCUGGACUCACUGGCAGACGAAGAAAACGUGACCGGCGCUGGUCAGGCGACGGUGCUCGAGAUUCCUGAGGUCCACCCGCACCGAUUCCGUCUCCACGGCAUAACCCUCUCCCCCGGCGGCGGCGUAUCCGCAGUCCUCGUCAGCAACCAUAACACGCAGCACCCAGAGCGCGGCGGCUGGCACACGGUGCGGUCGAGCGUACUGUUCGGGCACAAGCCACGACGCCCGCGGCAGGCGCAGCAGCAGGACGAUCAGGCGGCGGCAUCCGACUAUGGCCUCCCGAUCGAUCCGCAAGUUAUGAUUAUGGACAACCACACACCGACCAGCGAACAGACUCACCUGACAACCGAAGCAAAGCUCUUCGAAAACCUCUACGGCGGUGGGCCUGAAGUCCGCGGGGUGCACUACCCGGCCUCAAGCCCGGACGCCAACACCGACGACGUCGACUCCAAUUCUGGGGAUGCCCACACCCUACGCCACCUCUUUGCCCCUGCCCUGGCGACCCAGACGUGCGACUUGUGCGGCCUGGCCAUGGACUUGCGCAGGGGAUCCCUGAGCGGGUGCCGCAACGGCCACUUCUUCGGCACUUGCGCCACGUCCGGGCUGGCGGUGCAGACGCCGGGGGCGACGCGCAGCUGCGGGGCGUGCGGGCUCCGAACGAUGAGAGCCGAAGUGCUUGUGGCCAAGAUGCCGAAAGAGCGCAGGGAGGAGGUGCGGCGGCUCGUAGGAGAGGGGCUGUGUGGUGCGUGUGGUGGGAAGUUUUUGAGUUGA